Orbilia oligospora ATCC 24927 is the source of this 681-nucleotide messenger RNA. RefSeq lists its product as uncharacterized. The coding region runs from base 1 to 681 and encodes 226 amino acids. Gene Ontology annotation, biological process: mitotic sister chromatid segregation. The record is from RefSeq and is a predicted model, not a curated record. Gene Ontology annotation, cellular component: MIS12/MIND type complex; kinetochore. NCBI's taxonomy places the organism in Eukaryota, Fungi, Ascomycota, Orbiliomycetes, Orbiliales, Orbiliaceae. The transcript is spliced from 4 exons.
AUGGCGGACGCGGACCACCCCAAAGUCCGUCUUGACACCAUUGCCGAGUACAAGACGGUGCUAAACCGUGUGGAACAACUCUCGCGCGACAAGCUCGCACAGCAUUUCCCGCCUUCUGCGAAUUCUAGUAUUAAAGAUGAGACUUAUCGGAAGCGUGUUGAGGAGCUGGUUGCUGAGUACGUUCGAAGAUUACUCGACCUUGCGAACCAGAAUAUUUCGAUAAAUGGGAACGAUAUCGGAGAUGUUGAUUCCGUACUGAAAGCGGAGGAGGAGGACCAGUACGAACCAUACGAUGACAAACUCCGAGUCCGUGUCAACGACCUGAUUGCAAAAGUUGGCACCGCUACAGGUGAAGUCGCAAAGCUGCGACGAGAGGUCCCGAAGAGAGCCGCGGCUGCUUAUGAAAAAAAACUCAAAGCAGAUAUUGACAGGGAGGUUGCAUUGGCUGAAGCAGCAUUGAAGGAGAACGAGAAUACCAUGGAUAUAGAUGACGAAGGCGGUACAGAUGUGGUCGAUUGGGGUAUCAAACCUUUGGCGAGGCAGAAGGAGGUAGAGAAGGCCUGGGAGAAUGCAGUUGGACUAUUACCGAGUCUGAAGAAGAUGGACGGUCCUUUGACAAGAGCCCAGGGACAAGUAGCAAAAGCCCAGCAAGUUUUGGAGCACAUCCAGCAAACAAAGUAA